This is a messenger RNA of Octopus bimaculoides (California two-spot octopus), 663 nucleotides long. RefSeq names its product putative transporter slc-17.2. NCBI's taxonomy places the organism in Eukaryota, Metazoa, Mollusca, Cephalopoda, Octopoda, Octopodidae. The record is from RefSeq and is a predicted model, not a curated record.
AUGGCUUUUGUAUGCAUGUUGAAAACACCCAAUCGUACAACUGAGGAAGUUAACAUUACUUCAAAUAACCAACAUUGUUCUGGUUUAAAUAGUCAUUCAGUUAUUCGAAAUUCUGAAGGAGAAUUCGAAUGGAGCGACACCUUACAAGCAAACAUAUUAGCUGGGUACUACUAUGGCUAUCUAGCAACUGCUUCUUUGGGUGGUUUAUUGGCAGACAAAUAUGGUGGUAAACGAGUUCUUGGUGGUUCAUUUCUCUCUGCAUCCAUUCUGACCAUUCUUCAACCAAGUUUAUCGCGAACUAGUGGGUACUAUAUGCUUGUUCUAAGAAUAUUAACAGGUAUAGCAUCAGGAGUUGUUCCCCCAGCAAUACACUCCUCAUUUGCACGUUGGUUCCCUCCACAAGAAAUUAGUUUAUCGAUUGGGUUUACAUUUGCUAGUCAAAUUCUAGGCACUGUUGUAGGUCUUUCAACGUCAGGUUACCUCUGUGUUUAUGGAUUUGAUAACGGAUGGGGUUCUAUAUUUUAUGUAUUUGGUGGGAUAUCGUUAUUGUUUAGUUGUGUGUGGUUUUAUGUUGUUUAUGAUAAUCCAGACGUCCAUCCCACUAUCAGCGAAGAAGAACGUGCUUCCUUGAAGAGAACUGUAAUAAGUAAAAGACUAGUUUAA